Knipowitschia caucasica is the source of this 1548-nucleotide messenger RNA. The record is from the annotation of a GenBank genome assembly. NCBI's taxonomy places the organism in Eukaryota, Metazoa, Chordata, Actinopteri, Gobiiformes, Gobiidae.
AUGACGUCACAGACUGUACGUGAGCGUCAGCCUCGCGCUCUCCUCUGCUCUCUUGUGUUUGGACGUUUCCCGCCACGUGUACCCACGCACCAUGCCUCUCCUGUGACCGAGGACUACGCUUUGUUUUGGCCUUCUCCCCCCACACCGAGACCCAGAAGAGACGCCUACAUCUCCAUGAUGGGACGAACGGACACGCCGCAAGACCGAGGCUGCUUGGUCGGGAUCAUCUUCUUCAUUCUGGGCCUGGGGACUCUGUUGCCAUGGAACUUCUUCAUGACAGCUUCUUUGUAUUUCCAGGGCCGCCUGAACACCACAGAAUGGAGCAAUGGGACGUCUGAGGUGAGAAAAGAGUACUACUUCAACAACUGGAUGACUCUGCUCUCCCAGCUGCCCCUGCUGCUCUUCACGCUGCUCAACUCCUUCCUGUACCAGAGGAUCUCAGAGAUGGUGCGCAUUGCAGGCAGCCUGGUCUUCAUCCUCAUCCUCUUCCUCAUCACUGCGGUGGUCGUCAAAGUGCCCAUGGAGGAGGACCGCUUCUUCUCCGUCACUAUGGCUACCAUCUGGUUCAUUAAUUCGUUUGGUGCCGUGCUCCAGGGCAGUCUGUUCGGUCUGGUGGGUCUGCUGCCUCAGAAGUACAGCGCCAUCUUCAUGAGCGGACAGGGCCUCGCCGGGACCUUCGCCGCCGUGGCCAUGCUGCUUGCCAUAGCCAGUGAGGCGGACUCUGAGACCGCGGCGUUGGGAUACUUCAUCACUCCGUGCGUGGGGACCCUGCUGACCCUCUUCAGUUACCUCCUGCUGCCUCGCCUGGAGUUUGCACAGUUCUACUUGGGCAGAAGCGGAAAGUAUGAAGCCGGAACCACAGACGAGCUGCUUAAAGAGAACAAGCCGCUGGAGAACGGGAAGUCCAACGGCUCCGUGGAGAAAGGAGACGGCUCCGCGACGCUGGAGCUGCAGUCCAGUCCCGACAAAAGCAAACAGGCUUUCCUCUCGCUGGAGACGGAGGAGCAGAGACCAGAGAAGGCCUCGGUCAUGGAGGUCUUCAAGAAGAUCUGGGUGAUGGCGCUUUGCGUGACCUUCGUCUUCACCGUGACUCUGUCCGUGUUUCCCGCCGUCACCGCUGACGUCAGGACCAUCUUCCCGGGAAAGUGGGAGAGAUUCUUCAUCUCCGUGUGCUGCUUCCUCACCUUCAACAUCAACGACUGGAUCGGCCGCACCGUGACCACGCUGGUCCAGUGGCCGGCCAAAGACUCACGUCUGUUCCCGGUCCUGGUGGUCUCCCGGGUGGUCUUCGUGCCUCUGCUGAUGCUCUGUAACGUCCAGUCUCGCUCCUUCCUCCCGGUUUACUUCCCUCAUGACGCUGCCUUCACCUCCGUCAUGGCCCUGUUCGCCCUCAGCAGCGGAUACUUCGUGUGCCUUUCCAUGUCCUACGCCCCGCAAAUGGUGGAUCCUAAAGACGCAGAGACGGCCGGAGCGCUCAUGACCUUCUUCCUGGCGCUGGGCCUGUCCAUCGGGGCAGCGCUCUCCUUCCCCCUCAGACUCUUGGUCUAA